Otolemur garnettii (small-eared galago) is the source of this 572-nucleotide messenger RNA. RefSeq names its product transmembrane protein 220 (gene TMEM220). Lineage: Eukaryota; Metazoa; Chordata; Mammalia; Primates; Galagidae. The transcript is spliced from 6 exons. The record is from RefSeq and is a predicted model, not a curated record. The coding region runs from base 2 to 505 and encodes 167 amino acids.
GAUGGCGCCGGCUGCGCGGCCCUGGGCGCGGGCCCUGUGGCGGGCCUGCAACUGGCUCAUGGCCGCCUUCUUCGCGCUGGCGGCUUUCGUGCAGGUAAAUGAUCCAGAUGCUGAGCUGUGGGUGGUGAUGUACACGAUACCUGCAGUACUGACUCUGCUUGUGGGAUUUAAUCCUCUUGUCACAGGUAACAUUAUUUGGAAGAGCAUCUCUGCGAUACACAUAUUCUUUUGUGUGGUGUGGGCUGUCGGCUUGGCGUACCACCUCCUGCUUCACACACAACAACACAUCUUACAUGAGGAAGAAGGCAGGGAGCUCUCUGGUCUGGUGAUUAUCACAGCAUGGAUGAGCCUAUGCCACAGUUCCUCAAAGAAUCCAGCUGGUGGAAGAAUUCAGUUGGUUAUUGCCACUGUAAUCACUCUUUUCCCAUUUGUCUCAUGGGUCUACAUAUAUAUAAACAAGGACAUUCGGUCCUCCUGGCCAACUCACUGCAAGACAGUAAUUUAAAUGACUUUAAGAAUCUUGUUAUUAAAAUAAACAUUUUAAGUCAAUGUUUUAUAAACAUUUAGGGUAA